Messenger RNA from Xenopus laevis (African clawed frog), 1350 nucleotides. It is a transcript of the gene thap5.S, whose product is annotated as THAP domain containing 5 S homeolog. The record is from RefSeq and is a predicted model, not a curated record. Bases 333 to 1322 code for a protein of 329 amino acids. Gene Ontology annotation, cellular component: nucleus. The transcript has 3 exons. NCBI's taxonomy places the organism in Eukaryota, Metazoa, Chordata, Amphibia, Anura, Pipidae. Gene Ontology annotation, molecular function: DNA binding.
UUGACAGCACAAAUAGAGACGUUCCCGAUGUGUGUGUAACCAUUUUUGAUUCAGGCAGUAUUUUACGUGAAAACAGCAACAAUUUAUACAUGUAAUGUUAAAGGCGGCGUGCCUUUUUAUUACCGAAAUCGCUAAUAGAUUGCUGAAUGUAAUUCACGUUUAAGGCAGUACUAGUAUGAUUCAGUUAUAAUGCCAACCCCGCUGCCUUUACGUAGUUCUAACCUACUCAGGUGACAGGAAUUAGGGUUUGAGGAGACCUGAAGUGCCCGGAUGCGGAAGUACAGAGGUUUCCUUUGCAUGACAGGGGAAGGCUUCAAGAAUGGCUUCGAAAUAUGAAACAGUACAAAUUGUAUCCCACCAAGCAUCAGGUCUUGUGCAGUGAUCAUUUUACUGCUGAUUCCUUCAAUAUAAGAUGGGGUAUUCAGUAUCUGAAACCUAACGCUAUCCCUACUUUAUUCUCUUUCACAGAAAAAAUCCAGGAUAUAGCUGAGUUGGAACUUACCAUAAAGGAAGGGACGCAAGAUGGUGUGAAGGUUGAUACAGACACUGUGCCAUCACAGGAUUUUUGUCCAAAUGUAACAAACAAUUUGAGUCAUGGUUUUGAUACAGAUGAAUAUGUUGACCCUGAUGACAAACAGGUUUAUCUGAAGAAUACAAUCGAUGGAAUUACAGUUUCACAAAAUAAGACAAAAGACUUGUAUGUUCCAAAUUCUGAAUAUGAAAUCCAGCCCCAUUUGAUAACACCCUCUAAAUUCCGUCAGACCUCUGUGGAAAAUAUGAUUGUUAGCUCUGUAGCUGACUUAAACAGCCAAAGUAAUCAGGUGUACUUUGAGCUUCAAACAGACCAGAAUUAUGUAGCAGAAAAUGUUGACACAUUUCAAGUAGACCAUUUCAGUGAUGUGCAAAAAGAGACAUUUCCUCUCAGUUUGGUUAAGCAAACUAAACAGAUGGAUGCAGAGAAAGAUUCUGUUAUUACUAUAAUUGUACCAGGUGGACAAGAUGGAAGUGCCAUUUCUGAUAAUCUUCAGUUUACCAGUUCAGAAAAGCUUGGCUUUGAAAAUGAUGCAAACAGCACUAAUGAAAUCUUAGAAUCUGAACAUUCAUAUUGCAGGCAAAUUACUGACCGACAUUAUCUCAGGCAAAAGAUUGCAAAAUUGCAGUCAAAAAUAGCAGUCCUAGAAGCACAAGAAAAUGCAACACUGUCCCGUCUCCGAUUACUGGAGUCAGUCAUUGCAAAACUAAAGCAAGAAAAUCUGCUAUCUGAUGAAAAACUUAAGAUUCUGGAAAACUGUGGGAGCAGUGUUGAUAUUGUCAUAGUAUAAUAAAUAUUUAUUUCUCUUGUGUCCCUAA